Kwoniella botswanensis is the source of this 210-nucleotide messenger RNA. RefSeq lists its product as uncharacterized. The transcript has 2 exons. Bases 1 to 210 code for a protein of 69 amino acids. NCBI's taxonomy places the organism in Eukaryota, Fungi, Basidiomycota, Tremellomycetes, Tremellales, Cryptococcaceae. The record is from RefSeq and is a predicted model, not a curated record.
AUGUCUUCAUCCUCCGAUACCUACAAUACCUCUUCGACCGGUGAUGAUCAUCAAUCAGGAAAUGAUCAAAGUACCAAUACUGACACACGCAGCACCAACACCAGCAAUAAUGCCCCUGACUUCAUGUCGAUGUUGAGUAAUCAUACUUCUUCCGCAGAAGAAUUCGAAUGGCACAGACCCGAUAACGGCGUACAGGGUGCUUGGAAUUAA